Dichomitus squalens LYAD-421 SS1 is the source of this 648-nucleotide messenger RNA. RefSeq lists its product as uncharacterized. The transcript has 5 exons. The coding region runs from base 1 to 648 and encodes 215 amino acids. NCBI's taxonomy places the organism in Eukaryota, Fungi, Basidiomycota, Agaricomycetes, Polyporales, Polyporaceae. The record is from RefSeq and is a predicted model, not a curated record.
AUGAGGAAGCUAUCCUAUGUCGUCGCCUUCUUCGCCGUCAUUGGGACUAUGAUCCUGAACAUCCUCUCCGUCCAGCGCCCUGAUUGGCUCGUCACGAAGAGACCAGACAUCAUCCACAAGGAGGUCGUUGUCUCCUAUGGCCUCGCCAGCCGCUGCGAGCUUCGCGUCAUGGAGGUCCCCGCCCCGAGCGGCGGCACGCUCACCUACACCAGCUACGAUUGUCGGCCGUUCCCGAAGCGCGUCGAGGAUGGCUGCGAGAAGGAGAACAAGGCCUUCUGCAUGAUCUGGGGCACCUCGAGCUACUUUGCAGAGCUCGGCAUCGGCUUUGCCGUCGUAGCUUGUCUCGCUAUCAUAUUUGGCGUCACAACUCACUCGCGUAGGAGGCGCAUCUGGAAGUCGGCCUCGUUCUUAGUUGCGCUACAUGUCAUAUCCCAAAUUGUCGCCUUCGCUAUCGUUACGGAUCUGUACCGUCGCGAUUCUUUCCCUACCUUCGAGCGUGCUCGUCCAGGCCUUGCAUACGUCCUGAACGUCGUGUCCUGGGUUUUGGGCAUCUUAGUUACCGCCGGCAUUGUGAUUACUGGAAACGCUGCCAAGCAUGGCCACCAGUGGGCCGCCGGCAAUCGUGCUUAUCGUCCUAUUUCAGGAUGA